GGCAGCGUCUCUUCAGUCAGAGUGGAGAACCGCAGUUGUGGUAGAGAUCAGUGUGUUGCUGCUGCUGGGUGCUCCUCAUCUUGGAUUGAAAAUUGAGUGCAGCAUGUUUUGCCUAUGGAAACUCAUCCUGAUGCCAGGAUUACUGGGUUAUUUCUUGUGUCUGAAUGACUUGAUUGUUUCCUCCCUUGAGCUAAAAGUCCAUGUGGGUGAUUCAGCCCUGAUGGGAUGUGUUUUCCACAGCCCAGAAGAGAAACGUAUAACCAAGGUAGACUGGAUAUUCUCAUCAGGGGAGCAUGCCAAGGAUGAGUACGUGCUAUACUAUUACGCAAACCUCAGUGUGCCUGUGGGACGCUUCCAGAAUCGUGUGCGCUUAGCGGGGGACAUCUCACACAAUGACGGUUCUCUCCUGCUCCAAAAUGUGGAAGAGGCUGACCAAGGAAUCUAUACCUGUGAAAUUCGCCUUGAAAUGGAGAGCCAUGUGUUCAAAACACCAGUGGUGCUGCAUGUACUACCAGAGGAGCCCAAAGAGUUCACAGUCCAUGUGGGUGAUUCAGCCCUCAUGGAAUGUGUUUUCCAGAGCACAGAAGAGAAUCUCAUGACCAAGGUAGACUGGAUGUUUUCACCAGAGGAGCGCACCAAGGAGGAGAUUGUGUUGCGUUAUUACACCAAAAAAUUACCUGGGGGGUACCACCAGUAUGGGGGCCGCUUCCGGAACCGUGUAAACCUGGUGGGGAACACUGCCCACAGUGAUGGCUCCAUCAAGCUCCAAGGAGUGAAGGAAUCUGACAGAGGAAGCUACACCUGCAGUAUUCACCUGGGGAACUUGACAUUCAGAAAAACUAUUGUGCUACAUGUGAUUCAGAAAGAUCCUCAAACAUUGGUGACUGCAGUAGCUUUCAGACCUGAGAUCCUGGGUGGUAAUCAGCUGGUGACCAUUGUGGGGAUCAUUUGUGUCACUAUCCUGCUGCUUCCUGUUCUGAUAUUGAUUGUGAAGAGGACCCACAGGAAUAAGAGUUCAGUAACUUCUACAACCCUGGUAAAAAGUCUGGAGGACACAAGGAAGGCUCAUGCAGAGAACCAUGUUUAUUCCUCAAUAACUACACGGGAGGUGUUGGAGGAAGAAAAACCAAGUGAGAAAUCAGAGGCCACCUAUAUGACGAUGCACCCAGUUUGGCCUUCUCUGAGGUCAGCACCAAAUAACCCACUUGACAAAAUGUCAGCUGGGGGAAUGCCAAAACCAGAGCAAGCCUUUUAAGAAGAAAUGAGAGUUCCCUUCAUCUUUAGGAGUGGCAAAGUCCCUCCUCUGUGUGCCCUGAGUCACCGCACCAGUUGUUACAGACCCCCCACCCUCCCAGUUGUCCUCCUGCCUCACCUGUUGGUCAAGGGCUGAAGAUAGAGGGCUUGCAGCCUGGCAGAAAGAUGGGACAACUCUGGAGGAAUAGGCCCCAAUGAGAGGAGCAUGGACUUGACCCUCUGCAGUGGGACACUGGCUGAGCCGCCGUAGUAGUGUCAAGCAUGCCAUCUGAUCACACCCUCAGCUUGAACAGCAUUCUUUGUGGAUGAGUUACUGGGAAGAAUCACAGAAAUGAAAAUCAACCUAAAUGAUUCCUUUGGCACAUCAUCCCUGAAUAAAUGUGGUUUGUGGAAAUCA
Artibeus jamaicensis (Jamaican fruit-eating bat) is the source of this 1651-nucleotide messenger RNA. It is a transcript of the gene JAML, whose product is annotated as junction adhesion molecule like. Gene Ontology annotation, biological process: heterophilic cell-cell adhesion; neutrophil extravasation; monocyte extravasation. Bases 104 to 1255 code for a protein of 383 amino acids. The transcript is spliced from 10 exons. Gene Ontology annotation, molecular function: cell adhesion molecule binding. Gene Ontology annotation, cellular component: membrane. The record is from RefSeq and is a predicted model, not a curated record. NCBI's taxonomy places the organism in Eukaryota, Metazoa, Chordata, Mammalia, Chiroptera, Phyllostomidae.